CCUGGCAAAGGAUCGUUAAACUCUGCGUUUUGCGUUGAAAACCACCGUCUUCGAGGAAACUUGUCUACAAAAGGUUUCCUUAAUAUCACGUCGAAAGUGAGAUUUUCAACCGGCUGGCCUUAAUUUCAUGACAGUCACACAAGCCAGCCAGACAUUACGUGUGAUCUAUGAGCAUCCUACUGUGCGAAAACCAACAAAUCUAAAUUAAAGACAGGAGUUGCUAUCCGAUUUAGACAACUGCGCUCACAGAAUAGGGAGCCCUAAUAACAGUUUGCUCUCGUAGAUCGGAUUCCGCAGCCUCUCGGCUUGAGAAGACUUAUGUCAAUCCGUAAGCAAUACUGCCAAUUGUAACUCUAUACCUUAUCAACUUUUACCCAUCAUCUGUCGGGACUCUCGUUAUUUUGUGAAGCACCAAGGAUGUGGGCUACUCUGUUAGCUACUUCUAUUAACUGAAAGACGUUGUCGGAGUACUAUUAACACAAGAUGUUUAGUACCGAAGCGAACAGAAGUAGAGUUAUGAAGACAAUGCUAGUUUUGAGUCAUCUUGUUCUUCUUACAGUUUCACAACAACCAUCCCAAACAACUGGAAAUCUGCCGCAUGACUCGUCCAGUGUCGAAACGUGCCCCUCAAAUUCAGCAACUUUGGAAGAGCACAGAAGUAACGAAGCCUGCAAGGCUGCCAAGACUCGAUAUUGUUAUAAAAACAAUUGCAAACGGUGUUGCGCUUUUGGUAACUCCUGCAAUCCUUAUCCGGGACUUUUAGUUUACCGAGAUACAUGCAGAGACAUUCUGUGUGCUUCUAUCGAAUGUCCAUACCCAGGGGAAUACUGUGACUUGAAUCAAGGAAACAAUCCCCAAUGUCAUUGUUUGAAAUCGUGUCCUGACGAGAGGGAAAGUACCCGUGUUUGUGGUAGCGAUGGCGUUACAUACUCCAGCGCAUGCGCACUCAACAGAACCUCUUGUUUGCUUGGGCAACAUAUCAGGGUUGAGCUCAACAGGCCUUGUGAUAUGAAGUCGCGUAAUUUAUUACUCAGUCCCUUACAUCAAAAAUCCGUCGUCCUCGACGUAGGUUAUCCAGGAAAGAUCACAUGUUCCUUCCUUGGCAAGCCAAUAUCAAUCACGUGGUUUAAACUAGAAAUCGACAGCCUCCCGCCUCACAUGAUCCCCAUGAAGGAAUCCCUCAUCAUGCCCAAGGUGCGCAUGUCCGACGAAGGGGUUUAUAGAUGUGAGGCGUAUGAUGGUUCAUCUAUUGCUGAGGCAUUUGUAAAUAUCACCGUUAAUGACAAUAGAGAAGAACCGGGCAAUUCUGAUUGGUCCAAGAAAUCAAAAGCCUCAUGCAUGUUGCCACGUCGUUAUGGUUACUGCAACCAACAUGAAGUUCGUUGGUAUUUUGAAAAGACGUCGAGAACAUGUCAUCCCUUUGUGUACAGCGGUUGUGGCCAAAAUGAAAACAACUUUAAAACAGCAAAGCAAUGCCAGGCAGCGUGCGGACAAUGGGCUGGCGACAUCUGCAAGCUUCCCAAGUCUACCGGUCCCUGCGAAGCACACAUUCCAAGAUGGUUCUUCGAUCAAAACAUUGGUGAAUGUAGAAGGUUYAUUUAUGGUGGUUGCCGUGGAAACGCUAAUCGAUUUGCUUCCAAAAUGUUGUGUGAAGUCAAAUGCAAAGCACAGAGGGCAGACAUGUCCCCUUGUAUGAAACUCUACAUGGAUGCAGUUAACAGCCAUAGACAAAGCAUCUUCACUCCAAGGUGUACAGGAGAUGGACACUUCCAGAAGAAGCAAUGUCACGGGUCGUAUUGCUUUUGUAUGGACGAGAAGGGAUCGGAAAUGCCUGGAACUAGAACACCUAUUGGUCAGAAGAUUGAUUGUUCAGCUCAAGGCCCUCGUCUAUGCGACGUUGAAAGGAAGAAAAACAAAGACAAACGAUUUGAUGGUGAACACUUACCUCAAUGUAAACAAGACGACACUUACGAGAGUGUACAAUGCUCACCGCUGACCGGUCACUGUUGGUGCGUGGAUCCCCAUGGUAAAGAAAUGCCUGGAACAAAAACACGUGCGCCCCUUUUGUGUCCAACAAUGAAUGCGCAGAUUACAAGAUGCCAGCGUCAAUACAUCGAUGCAUCUAAGAACUCAGAACUCGGUCGAUUGAUUCCUCAGUGUGAAGAAGAUGGUAGAUUCAGAAUUGUUCAAUGCCAAGGACCUAACUCUACUUGUUCAUGUGUAGAUCGAGAAACUGGAGAGUUACUGAGCGGCUCUGAAAUCACUUUUAACRUGGGAAAACCACAGUGUAAGACGAAAG
This is a messenger RNA of Actinia tenebrosa (Australian red waratah sea anemone), 2299 nucleotides long. RefSeq lists its product as uncharacterized. Gene Ontology annotation, molecular function: protein binding; serine-type endopeptidase inhibitor activity. The record is from RefSeq and is a predicted model, not a curated record. NCBI's taxonomy places the organism in Eukaryota, Metazoa, Cnidaria, Anthozoa, Actiniaria, Actiniidae.